Poecile atricapillus (Black-capped chickadee) is the source of this 1376-nucleotide messenger RNA. RefSeq names its product cytochrome c oxidase assembly factor 4 homolog, mitochondrial. The transcript is spliced from 2 exons. Lineage: Eukaryota; Metazoa; Chordata; Aves; Passeriformes; Paridae. The coding region runs from base 99 to 347 and encodes 82 amino acids. The record is from RefSeq and is a predicted model, not a curated record. Gene Ontology annotation, cellular component: mitochondrial intermembrane space. Gene Ontology annotation, biological process: mitochondrial respiratory chain complex IV assembly.
GAAACCCACCAAUCAGCGAACGCCGUGGCGGCCGGGCCGUCCCCGGGAAGUGCCGUGCCGAGCUCCCGCCUUAAAGGGACCGCGCUGCGCUGCGCUCCAUGGCGAAGGCCGGGCACGCCUGGAGCCGCGCGGCGGCGGAGCAGGGCGAGGCGGAGGAGGGCGAGGAUCCCCUGGAUGCCAUGAUCGCACGGACCGGCUGCCUGGAGCAGCACCGGCAGCUGCAGGAGUGCAUGGCGGAGCGGCAGGACUGGCGGCACUGCCAGGCACAGCUCCGCGCCUUCGGGGCCUGCAUGGCCCGGCGGCAGCAGCGGCAGGACGGGCCCGGUCCGGCCCGGCCCACGGACUGACAGCGCCCGGACAGACCCGCAGCAAUGGGGCUGCGCCCUUCGCCCCCUUUCUUGGCUUUAUUUUGAUCCAACCGCUCGGGAAUCCAGGUGGAAUUGUUGGGAAAUUAAACCUGGAAUUUGUCAUCUCUCGGCUCCAUCUGUGCCAAUUGGAUAAGUGCAAGCUGGAGGGGGUGGCUGGCUGGGGGGAUACAGCGUCAAGCUGUGCCACGGUAGGGUCAGGUUGGACAGCAGGAGGAAUUCAUGGUAAAGGGUUUUAAACACUGGAAGGGGCUGCUCAAGCAGGUUUGGAGUCUCCAUCCCUGGAGGUGUCCAAGAACGACUGGACAUGGCACUCAGUCCCCUGGGCACAGCUUGGACUUGAUUCCAGAGGUGUUUUCCAACCAAAAUGAUUCUGUGGUUGUGAAUUUGCAGUCCUAAAUGUCCCAAAUCCAGGAGCAUUCACAGCACACUCAGGCUGGCUCUUGGCUCCAGAACAGCCCUGCUAUGGAAUUUUACUCCAUGUCCGCUGUGCCAUCCUAAGGCUUUUCCCAGCAGUGAUAACCUCAUGUCCCACAGGAUGGGAGUUCUGGGGAGAGGAUUUAUCUCCUGGGAAGCCACAGAAUAAUUAGGAAUGGGAGAAAAAGGGAUUAUAAUCUGACCACCACUUCCUGGAAAAUAAGCCAUAAAAAAAAAAAAGAAAUUGCUUUUUUGCAUGGCUUUUGCCAGAAGGAAGGUUCAGGUGAUUUCCCAGGGAUGUGGGGGCUGGGAAUGCCGAGGGGCUGGGAAGCACAAACACCUGGCAGCCCCAGUUUGGGGGAGAGUAUAAAUUAAUGAGUUAUUUUCCAUCUUAUUCAUGAGCUGGUCCUUAGAAAGGGGGAGAAAAAGCCUCCAAACAAACCAGUUUCUGGAACAGUUUCUCUUGGCAUCCAUCCAAUUUGGUUAUAACAAUUCCUAGGAUUGUUGCAGCAUUAUUCACACACAGAUUUCUGCAGGAAUCCCCACAUAACAGAAGCAAAAUAGUCAGGAAUUUAAAAAAAAAACCUAAAAGAA